Molecule: messenger RNA, 1739 nt
Organism: Clupea harengus (Atlantic herring)
Lineage: Eukaryota; Metazoa; Chordata; Actinopteri; Clupeiformes; Clupeidae
Product: serine protease 27
Biological process (GO): proteolysis
Molecular function (GO): serine-type endopeptidase activity
Source: RefSeq, a predicted model, not a curated record
AUAGGUCAGGUUGUCGACACAGGUAGACUCGCCGAAACUGUUCUUCUCCUUAGUGCGAUCUAGACCGAAACCAGCACAGGUGUUUUCCGACCCUUUUUACUAAUUUCUUGGUUAUCUUGCUUCCUGUUUUUUUUAUGUAACUUCAUAGUAGGUCCAGCCUACUCUUUUGCUACGUGAGAGGCACAUAUUUUUCUCUAGAGGCUUUGUUUGACGAAACUGGACUAGUCCUCCUAUCAGCCUAUUGGAUUAUCGUUACCUUAUUUUUUUGCUUUGUAUGUAGAUGUGGGUGUAAUCGCAAUAGUUUUGCGCCGCUUUGUGUAACAAUGAAGAUAUUGGGACUUUGCUGUGCUGUUCUUUCGAGUAUAGGUAUUUUGACGUGUGCGGCUCAACAAUGUGGACGACAACAGCUUCAGAAUAGGAUUGUGGGAGGAUAUGAUGCAGACGAAGGUGCCUGGCCAUGGCAGGUGGACAUCCAGACUAGUACUGGCCAUGUUUGUGGAGGAACCCUCAUUGCAGAGGAUUGGGUGCUGUCCGCUGCCCAUUGCUUCCCAAAUCCAUAUGACGUCUCCUCCUACAUCAUCUAUGUUGGUCGGCACCAGCUGAAUGGCUGGAACCCCUUUGAGGUGAGCCGCCGCAUUCGGCGUGUGGUGAUCCCGCCUGAAUACUCGGACCCCCAGGAGGGUGACGAUAUAGCCCUGGUGCAGCUGGACAGCGAGGUCAAGUUGGAUGAAAGGAUCCAGCCCAUCUGCCUGCCUGGUGCCAACACUCUCUUCCCCAGCGGGAUGCAGUGUACCACAACCGGCUGGGGGCAUAUCAGAGAUGGAGUGUCUUUGCCAGGAGCGGGCACUCUGCAGCAGGUCAACGUGCCAAUCAUUAGCCAGUCCUCCUGCCAAGCCAUGUACAACACCAACCCCAGCGAGCCUGUCGACAUCAUGAGUGACAUGAUGUGCGCUGGCUUUCAGGAGGGAGGCAAGGACUCCUGUCAGGGUGACUCUGGAGGACCCCUUGUUUGCCUCAUGGUAAACGGUACCUAUGUUCAAGCUGGGAUAGUGAGUUUCGGGCUGGGCUGUGCUCAAACCAACCGGCCUGGAGUCUACUCCAAGGUCUCUGCCUUUUCCAACUUCAUCAAGGCCAACAUUCCGCAGCUCCGGCUCUACGGCGGCGCCGGACGGAUCCAGGGGGCCGCAGCCACCAUACUGGCAUCCAUUCUCACCCUCUUCAUGGUGGUGCAUGUUUUGAGAUAGAUUCACCCACACACAGGAAAACAAAUACCUGACAAACUGCCACACCUCUUACUAUGCAAGGUUUCUCAUAGAAAUCACCUACUCUAUGUGAAGCACUCCUUCUCUCUCUUUUUAUCUGAUGAUCACAUGACCUCUAUUCCAGCUCCAACAUGGCCAUUCUGUUUAGUACUUUUUUGGUGUUGUCCUACAGCAAAACAUGUCGCCAUUGGGCCUCUGAAACUAUCUAGCUUAUCAUUUGCAAUAUGUUGUUACUAUACCCAUUGUUGAUACCAUGAAUUUAUACACGUAUUCCCAGCCUGGACCAUACAGGUAUUUUUAUAAAUGUAAGGCCAACUAUGAAUUAUUAUACAUUCCUCAUGAAGUAGUGCAUUGCACAGUUGAUCACAUUGUGGCAUACAGUAUUUUUGUAAUUUUUAAAAGUAUAUAUGUGAAAGAUCUUGCGUAGUUUUAGAUGUAUGAUUGUUGCAGAAAUAAAAUGUGAUUUGUAUCAAUUUA